UUUCUGUGUAUACAAAAAACCGGAAGUCGACAAGACCAAAAGCGUUUCGUUGAAUUAAAAUCUACCGCCAUCCUUCUUAAUAUACAACUUAUAUUCCUUAUUUUACUCAUUUGUUAUCACGAAAGCGUUUUUAUGACCACCAUCGACAAAUCGUUUGGUGCUUCUUUUGAUCCUUUCAAGGAAGCAUCAACAGAUGACAACAAUGCAGGUGUGCAAGAAAACUUAAUACACAUACGAAUCCAGCAAAGAAAUGGUAGAAAAACAUUAACAACUGUCCAGGGGAUCUCAACAGAUUAUGACUUGAAAAAGAUAGUCAAGGCUUGUAAAAAGGAAUUUGCCUGCAACGGAACUGUGGUAGAACAUCCAGAAUAUGGUGAGGUUAUCCAGCUACAGGGGGAUCAAAGAAAUCGUAUACGUGACUUCCUUAGAGAUAUUGGAAUUGCUAGAGAAGAACAGUUAAAGGUCCACGGUUUCUAAAUCAGCAUCUGAUGUAUCGAUUCAAGCAGCCUUCUUCAUCAUGUUCCCAUGGACAGUUGAACUUCACACUUAAAUUCUUGAUUGUACAAUGUUAGUGAAAAGGUUCUUGGUAAAGAUGUCAAUGUGUUGAUGUUGAAAAUUUCUGUCGACCCAUACAAAAACAAUAUUUAUUCAUGAUGGAAGAUCUGGUUGUAUGUGUAAGUGAAUCGGCACUGUACUAUGUAUGGUAGAAUUUUUAUGUUUUCAUUUUCAUGUAAAUAUUGACGUCCUGUAAUUUCAUAAUAAACUUUUAAAUAAUGGA
This is a messenger RNA of Magallana angulata, 778 nucleotides long. Its product is annotated as eukaryotic translation initiation factor 1-like. Gene Ontology annotation, biological process: translational initiation. The record is from RefSeq and is a predicted model, not a curated record. Gene Ontology annotation, molecular function: translation initiation factor activity; ribosomal small subunit binding; RNA binding. Gene Ontology annotation, cellular component: eukaryotic 43S preinitiation complex. The transcript is spliced from 4 exons. NCBI's taxonomy places the organism in Eukaryota, Metazoa, Mollusca, Bivalvia, Ostreida, Ostreidae. Bases 133 to 477 code for a protein of 114 amino acids.